UUGAUAUAUAAUAUAACGUCAGUAACGUCAACUGCUGCCCCAUUGUGGCUUCAUUGCUGCAUUUUGUCCAGUAAGUGACGACAAAUAGUAUCGCAAGUCGAUGCUAACAAGCUGCAUUUUAUAAUUAUAAAUAAUUGUACAAAUAUUUCGAUGAAUAAUAUAUCAAGAUUAUUAUGUUACGAAAGGAUUUUGAAAUAUUUAGUUUACAUAAAUACAGGGUAGUGCACAUUUAAUCUCCAUGGCUAAGGACAAGAUUAGAACUUCUGAAUCAGGCAAUAAGAUAACCUUCAAAAGUGGGGAGACAUAUACUUCAGAGUUUGAAAUCAAUGAGAUACCUCCUAGUGCUAGAACUCUACUCACUAGAGGUCAUACACAAGAUGAAAUUAAUUUUUUUUCUGGUGCUACAGUAUCAACGCGUGGACGUUUUAUGACUGAACAGGAAAAAUUACGAUGUCCUAAUGAACGGCCUUUAUACUUGUUUAUACAAGGACAGUCUAAACUUAGUGUUGACAUGGCAAUACAAAAAAUUAAUGAAAUUAUUAAGAAAGAACAUCAAAGUUCACUAAAUAGACCAAGCCGAUUUACCAAUGCACCUCCACCACUUAUGAGUUUACAUUCUGGAAUUACAUCAGUAGAAAAAAUAUGCAUCGGUAUAGAAAAUGCACCACAAGGAUUUGAUUUACGAGGAAGAAUUAUAGGCCCUGGUGGAGCUAAUUUGUUAUAUAUAAGAGGAGAGACCGGUGCAAAUGUAUCUUUAAGGGGUAGAAGCUCACAAUUUAUUGAUCCUGUAUCAGGAUCUGAAUCUCCUGAACCACUUCAUUUACACAUAGAACAUCAAAAACCAGAAGCAUUACAAAAUGCAAAACAAUUGGCAAUUAAUUUAAUACAAACAAUGCAAUCUGAGCUGCAAAGUUAUAUACAGCAACAACCACCACCAGUGCAAUCUCAACAAGUUAUAGAACAACCACAAAUACAGCAAUCACAGUUUCAAACUAUGAACAUUGGUACUUUAGGGCAACCUAAUGUUGUUACAAUACAACAUCAAGAUAUAAUACAGCACCCUCAAAGUAAUGUGGUAACUCUACCAGCAACUAUUUUAACAGCAACGGUAGCUGGAGCACCAGGUCCUGGAGUAACAGUUCCUCCACCAGGAGUACAUAUUCCACCUCAUUCAGGACCAUUGGUACCUCCUUCCCAAAGUCAGGAAAUACAGACUUUUAUGCCGCCACCACCUGUUGGACAAGUACAAUUAAUUGGGCCUCCAUCAAGUGUAAGUCAAGUGCAAUAUCAGAUUCAUCCUGGUCAACCGCUACAAAUUCAAGGUAUUCAACCAGGAUCACAAGCAUCACCGCAGCCUGUUACUCAAAUGUAUGUUAUGAGUCAACCACCACCACCAAGUCCAGCUCAACAAAAUUACAUUUCAACUGCUAGUGUGCCAGUUAGUGGGGCAGUGUCAUAUGUUUAUACCCAACCAAGUGUACAAAGGCCUGCAACACCUUCGCAAGGGAUGAUUGAGACUGUCAAUGUUAACUUGCAACAACCACCACCAACAGCUCCUCUCAAUAUAUCUCAACAACCUCCACCUCCAUUAUUACAUCUUCACUUUCCUCCACCUAACUUUCCUCCAAAUCAACCACCACCUCCCGUGCCUCAGACUUAUCAAAUACAAUAUCAGCAGGUACAGGCGCCUGUGUCACAAUCACAAGCACAGUUCGUUCUACAACCUGGUGAACAUAUUGUGCCACCACAAAUACAACAAAAUCAUGAACAACCUCAAGCAGUAGCACAACAUAUGAUCCCACCUCAAUUCGAGGGUCAUCCUCCACAAUUUCAUUUACAAGUUCCACCACCAUCUACUCAAACCUUUUUGGUUCCUAAUGCUCAAUCUCCUCAACAUCAUCAGCAACCUCCAUUACCACAAGGAGGUGAAAUUCAGCAUCAACAAGAUGAACAAGGUCCACUACCACAGCCGGUACCUCCUCCGCAAAUAGUACCUCCUCCAUCAGUGGCACAAAUGCAAAAUUCAAUGAAUGUUCUUACUAGUGUUCCUCCGCCAACGCAGGCACCUCCUCCUCCUCCACAAAAUGCUCCAUGGCUCUAUCAAACGCAGCAACCGCAGCAAAUACCUCACUCCCAGGGUCAGCUACAGGUACAAAUGCCACCUGGAAAUAUGCCACUUCAUAAUGCACCACCGCCACAAAUACAAGCCCAAAUACAAUAUCAUACUCCCCAUAUGCAAUAUCAAAAUGGGCAUAUACCGGCGCAAGUACAUUAUACAGUACAAACACCUCAACAUCAACCAUUUGAACAAAAGCCAGAUUCCCCUGAACAACAGAAACCUCAUGGAGUGAAGAGAAGGUUUUCUGAUAUUGAAGGAAAUCAGGAACCACCACCAUAUCAAUGUGGCCCUUUACCUGCUCAACGUCAUGGCACAGGAGAAGGUGAACGUCAACAGCAAGUCUUACAUGGUCCAUCGCCAGCAGGUGCCGGUCUACCCCAUGGAGAUCGAAACAAGCUGCUAAUGCCACCUCCACAUCCAGGUGAAAAGCGUAACAUGGAUCCCAAACAUACGGGAUUAAAUCCAGGUAACGAGUCAGUAUUACUCGCUGAAUCUGGAGGUAUGAAUCCAGCUACUGGAGGAGGACCACCUUUACCACCAUUACCACCUCCACAAGCACCUUGGCAAUCUCAUCAUAUCAGAGCUCCUUGGGGUAGACCUCCGCCAAUGCCAAGAGAGGAACAUCACACGUUGUGUCCACCUAAUUUACCACCUACGAAUAUGCCACCACCACAGAUAAGACCAAGAGGUUAUUUGGAAGGUAAUCGUUCUCCUAUUCAAAAUACGGUGAUGGAUCAUCCAUUGAACAUCGAGUACAAUCAAAUACCACCGCAUGCUGCAAAACCAGCACCUUACAAUUCGCAUCCAUUGAUGCAAUCUAUUUGCAAUCCACCUCCACCACCACCACCCCAUCAACAACAACGGCCUCAACAUCCGGCGCAAAUGAUGCCGCCGCAUUAUCAAGUGCCAAUAUCUCAAGCAUAUCAACCACCUACACCCUGUCCACCAUGGAUGAAUUAAAAUUAUU
Messenger RNA from Polistes dominula (European paper wasp), 3086 nucleotides. RefSeq lists its product as uncharacterized. Gene Ontology annotation, cellular component: nucleus. Gene Ontology annotation, molecular function: RNA binding. NCBI's taxonomy places the organism in Eukaryota, Metazoa, Arthropoda, Insecta, Hymenoptera, Vespidae. The record is from RefSeq and is a predicted model, not a curated record.